Ceratotherium simum simum (southern white rhinoceros) is the source of this 2694-nucleotide messenger RNA. It is a transcript of the gene SLC2A13, whose product is annotated as solute carrier family 2 member 13. Gene Ontology annotation, cellular component: apical plasma membrane. Gene Ontology annotation, molecular function: myo-inositol:proton symporter activity. Gene Ontology annotation, biological process: myo-inositol transport; transmembrane transport. Lineage: Eukaryota; Metazoa; Chordata; Mammalia; Perissodactyla; Rhinocerotidae. The record is from RefSeq and is a predicted model, not a curated record.
CGCGGAGCCUCGUCCCCCCGGGCGGCCCCGGGCCCCUGCCCUAUGUCCCGCAAGGCGAGCGAGAAUGUGGAGUACACGCUGCGGAGCCUGAGCAGCCUCAUGGGCGAGCGGCGCAGGAAGCAGCAGGAGCCGGACGCGGCGAGCGCGGCCGGGGAGCGCAGCCUCCUGGCGGCCGCCGAGUCGAGCGCCAGCCUGCAGGGCGCGGGCGCGGGCGGCGUCGGGGACCUGGAGCGCGCGGCGCGGCGGCAGUUCCAGCAGGACGAGACCCCCGCCUUCGUGUACGUGGUGGCCGUCUUCUCGGCGCUCGGCGGCUUCCUGUUCGGCUAUGACACGGGGGUGGUGUCGGGGGCCAUGCUGCUGCUCAAGCGGCAGCUCAGCCUGGACGCGCUGUGGCAGGAGAUGCUCGUGUCCAGCACGGUGGGGGCGGCCGCCGUCGCGGCGCUGGCCGGCGGGGCCCUCAACGGCGUCUUCGGCCGCCGCGCCGCCAUCCUGCUGGCCAGUGCCCUCUUCACCGCCGGCUCCGCGGUGCUGGCCGCGGCCAGCAACAAGGAGACGCUGCUCGCCGGCCGCCUGGUCGUGGGGCUCGGCAUCGGCAUUGCUUCUAUGACAGUGCCAGUGUACAUCGCUGAGGUCUCGCCACCCAAUUUAAGAGGUCGAUUAGUCACCAUUAAUACCCUCUUCAUCACAGGAGGGCAGUUCUUUGCAAGUGUUGUUGAUGGAGCCUUCAGUUAUCUCCAAAAGGAUGGAUGGAGGUACAUGUUGGGACUCGCAGCAAUUCCAGCAGUGAUACAGUUUUUUGGCUUUCUCUUUUUACCUGAAAGUCCUCGAUGGCUUAUUCAGAAAGGACAGACUCAGAAGGCCCGUAGAAUCUUAUCUCAGAUGCGUGGUAACCAGACCAUUGAUGAAGAAUAUGAUAGCAUCAAAAACAACAUUGAAGAAGAGGAAAAAGAGGUUGGCUCAGCCGGACCUGUGAUCUGCAGAAUGCUGACUUACCCCCCAACUCGCCGAGCUUUAAUUGUGGGUUGUGGCCUACAAAUGUUCCAACAGCUCUCAGGCAUUAACACCAUCAUGUACUACAGUGCAACCAUUCUGCAGAUGUCCGGUGUUGAAGAUGAUAGACUUGCAAUAUGGCUGGCUUCAGUUACAGCCUUCACAAAUUUCAUUUUCACACUCGUGGGAGUCUGGCUUGUUGAGAAAGUGGGCCGCAGAAAGCUUACCUUCGGUAGUUUAGCAGGUACCACUGUAGCACUCAUUAUUCUUGCUUUGGGAUUUCUGCUAUCAGCCCAGGUUUCCCCACCCAUCACUUUUAACCCAAUAGCUCCGUCAGGUCAGAAUGCUACUUGCACAAGAUACAGUUACUGUAAUGAAUGUAUGUUGGAUCCAGACUGCGGUUUCUGCUACAAAAUGAACAAAUCAACCGUCAUUGACUCCUCUUGUGUUCCAGUUAAUAAAGCAUCUACAAAUGAGGCAGCCUGGGGCAGGUGUGAAAAUGAAACCAAAUUCAAAACAGAAGAAGUAUUUUGGGCUUACAAUUUCUGCCCUACUCCAUACUCCUGGACUGCACUUCUGGGCCUUAUUUUAUAUCUUGUUUUCUUCGCACCUGGAAUGGGACCAAUGCCUUGGACUGUGAAUUCUGAAAUAUAUCCCCUUUGGGCAAGAAGUACAGGAAAUGCAUGUUCAUCUGGAAUAAAUUGGAUUUUCAAUGUUCUGGUUUCACUGACAUUUUUACACACAGCAGAAUAUCUUACAUACUAUGGAGCCUUCUUCCUCUAUGCUGGAUUUGCUGCUAUGGGACUCCUUUUCAUCUAUGGCUGUCUUCCUGAAACCAAAGGGAAAAAAUUAGAGGAAAUUGAAUCACUCUUUGACAACAGGCUAUGUACAUGUGGCACUUCAGAUUCUGAUGAAGGGAGAUAUAUUGAAUAUAUUCGGGUAAAGGGAAGUAACUAUCAUCUUUCUGACAACGAUGCUUCUGAUGUGGAAUAAUUUUCAGCUGCUGAUAUAUUUAGUCAUUUAAACAAACUUGGGGGAGAAGAGCAGCAAUUGAUGACCUCACUGCCCUGCUUCUAAUCUGGUUCUUUGCACAGUCUAGUUGUGAAUGACUUCAUAUUCUAGAAUAUUUGAUUAGAAGGAAGAUACAACCAUGAUGACAUUUUUUUUCCACAAGCAGCAAUGUAAAAAAAUAUUGACAGAUUUUAAACUAAUAAUUAUUGAAUAUGUGUAAUUCCUUCCUGAGAUAAUCUAAAAUGUAUCCAGUGACUUCAGUGGUAUCCUUUUUUCCUAAGACCAUAUAUAAUUAUUAGUGGCAGUUGAGUCACUGCUAAUCUAGCCAAAUCAUAUAUGUAUGAUAUACUCAUAAAGAAGGAUUCUGGGAUAUGGCCCAAGCGUGUUUUCUGUCCAAACAUGGCCUAUUGGCCCUAAAUUUUCCUAAGGAGAAGUAGCUUAUCUGUGAUCAGCUAUUAGGAAGUAAAUUCCAUUUAAGCUUUCAUCAACAAAUUCAAAAGUGCCUCCUACAAGGGCACAGCUGUCCUUAUCUCCUUUGGAUUCCACAUUUUGGUUUCUCUCUCCAAUUCAGAUCUUGAGAGUUCUUCAGAAACUGACUAUGCACAGGAUAUUUUGAACAUUAUGAAAAGCAGGUCUUUUAGGGUUUAUUUUCAUACAUAUUUUUUGCAGCAGUGAUAAGUAUACAUUUGCACA